AUUUGCAGUUGAUAUUUAGUUUGAUUCUAAGGAAAGGACAGUUGGGGGUGUUUCCCAAGAUAUUAAUCACACAUUCCAGAAUAUUAGAAAGGAAUUCUGGACAUAUAGACAAUAUGGAUGCAUUUGGUGACAACUUUGUCAUUGAACCAGAAGUGGAUCCUGUGGCAGAAUUUGUUGCAAGAGAACAGGAUCAAUUGGCUGGACUUGAAGAUGAAAUUCCACCUGUUUCUAUGUCUACUACCACAGGAACAAAUGCAAAUGUAGAUAACUUACCCGAAAAUUUUGGAAAUUUAAAAGUUGGCCCUGGUGGCGAUGCAGAAGGUAGUUUUGAGAUAAUAGAUGCAGUUGGACAAACUAAUGAAAUACAACCCCCAUCAGCAACAGAAACUGCACCUAAAUCUCCACCUGUAAAAGAGGAACCUGAAAAGAUACGGAAAUGGAGAGAAGAACAGAAAACCAGACUAGAGGAAAAAGAUGCAGAAGAAGAAAAAAAGAAAGAAGAAUGGAGGGAAGCUGCAAGGAAAGAAUUAGAAGAAUGGUAUAAACAUCAUGCAGAAGCUAUUAGUAAAACAAAAACUACAAACAGGGAAUCAGCCAAGAACGCGGAGAAACAGUUCGUUGCAGAAGCUGAUGAAGUUGAGCCAGGAACAGAAUGGGAACGCAUCGCGAAGCUGUGCGAUUUUAAUCCUAAAUCUUCGCGUACUUCAAAAGAUGUUUCCCGGAUGCGUUCAAUCAUUUUACAACUGAAACAAACUCCACCAGCCCCGGUCACUCUUUGAUCAGAUUAAUAACCGGAGAUGAAUGAUAGAUAUACAAAAUAUCAAACGUAUUAAACCGAAAGAACAGUGUACGCAGGUUACGAUAUCAUUGGAAAGAAAUAUCGUAAAUGAUCAGUUACACAAAAAUUUAAUAUUACUGUGAAUAAUGUU
Molecule: messenger RNA, 929 nt
Organism: Dufourea novaeangliae
Lineage: Eukaryota; Metazoa; Arthropoda; Insecta; Hymenoptera; Halictidae
Gene: Clc
Product: clathrin light chain
Exons: 8
Coding region: 114-779 (221 amino acids)
Biological process (GO): intracellular protein transport; clathrin-dependent endocytosis; clathrin coat assembly
Cellular component (GO): plasma membrane; clathrin coat of trans-Golgi network vesicle; synaptic vesicle membrane
Molecular function (GO): structural molecule activity; clathrin heavy chain binding
Source: RefSeq, a predicted model, not a curated record